Molecule: messenger RNA, 3521 nt
Organism: Nymphaea colorata (pocket water lily)
Lineage: Eukaryota; Viridiplantae; Streptophyta; Magnoliopsida; Nymphaeales; Nymphaeaceae
Product: probable UDP-N-acetylglucosamine--peptide N-acetylglucosaminyltransferase SEC
Exons: 28
Coding region: 232-3189 (985 amino acids)
Biological process (GO): protein O-linked glycosylation
Molecular function (GO): protein N-acetylglucosaminyltransferase activity; protein binding
Source: RefSeq, a predicted model, not a curated record
UUUUCUCGGGGAGCUUUGAAGGUGGAGUUAAGAGAGGUUGCAGAGGUGUAAAGAAAGGAGGAAUCAUGGCGGGUUAGGGUUUUCUGGAAAACCAUCUCCUUGCUCUCUUCUUCUUCAUCGUCAUCGUCCUUUUCUUUUCAUGGUAGAGAGGGAAAGGGGAAGGUUAGUGUUUUUACGUGACUGAAUCUUUGCUGUUGGAUCGGAGGAGUCGCCUUCGUCUUCCCGGAGAAGAUGCUCUCGCUUCAGACCGACGGUCGGCAGCAGCAUCAGCUGCAUGGAUCCGGCGGGAAUGGCGCAUUUUCUAGGGUUCCUUUAAAGGUCGAGAACGAGGAGUCGUCGUUCCUCGCCUCUCAGCUGGAUGCCUGCUUGAAACCAUCGCAAUCGGCAGUCGUCGAGUCGAGGGAAGUUGAUGAGGAUGUGCUUUUUGCUCUCGCUCACCAAAAGUACAAGGCUGGAAACUACAAACAAGCUUUAGAUCACAGCAAUGCUGUCUAUGAGAAGAACCCAAGGCGAACUGACAACCUUCUACUUCUUGGUGCAAUUUAUUAUCAGCUUCAUGAAUUUGAUAUGUGCAUUGCAAAGAACGAAGAAGCCUUGCAUAUUGACCCUCAUUUUGCCGAAUGCUUUGGUAACAUGGCUAAUGCUUGGAAGGAAAAAGGGAACAUUGACUUGGCUAUUCGUUAUUAUAUGGUCGCGAUAGAGUUACGGCCUAAUUUUGCUGAUGGAUGGUCAAAUUUAGCUAGUGCUUACAUGAGAAAAGGAAGGCUCAAUGAAGCAGCACAUUGUUGUAGACAGGCUCUUGCAUUCAAUCCUCGUCUGGUUGAUGCUCAUAGUAAUCUUGGAAAUCUGAUGAAGGCUCAAGGUUUAAUACAAGAGGCAUAUAAUUGCUAUGUUGAGGCCAUACGUAUUCAGCCGUCUUUUGCUGUUGCUUGGUCGAAUCUUGCUAACAUUUUCAUGGAGGCUGGAGAUCUGACAAGAGCCAUCUCUUAUUAUAAGGAAGCCAUUAAACAUAGACCAACAUUUGCUGAUGCCCAUACAAAUCUGGGAAACAUCUACAAGGCCAUGGGAAUGCCUCAGGAAGCUAUGACUUGUUAUCAACGUGCUAUACAGGCGAGACCGGAUCAUGCAAUGGCUUACAGCAAUCUGGCUGCUUUGUACUAUGAGCAAGGUCAGUUGGACCUAUCAAUUGUUCAUUAUAAGCAGGCGAUUAAUUGUGACUCUACCUACCUUGAAGCUUACAAUAAUAUGGGAAAUGCCCUCAAGGAUGCUGGCAGAGUCGAUGAAGCAAUUACAUGCUAUAGGUCAUGCCUUGCGCUGCAACCCAAUCAUCCACAAGCUCUUACUAACCUUGGUAACAUAUACAUGGAAUGGAAUAUGAUUAGUGUGGCUGCCACGUUUUACAAAGCAACCUUGGCAGUGACAACAGGGUUAUCUGCACCUUUCAGUAAUCUGGCCAUCAUAUAUAAGCAGCAGGGCAACUAUGCAGAAGCAAUAUCUUGCUACAAUGAGGUUCUCCGUAUAGAUCCUCUAGCAGCAGAUGGACUUGUAAAUCGUGGGAAUACACUUAAGGAGGUUGGUCGUGUUACUGAAGCAAUUCAGGAUUAUGUCCGUGCUGUUAAUAUUCGCCCCACUAUGGCUGAGGCUCAUGCUAACCUUGCAUCAGCCUACAAAGACAGUGGGCAUGUUGAAUUAGCUAUAAAAAGCUACAAACAGGCGCUGAUCUUACGUCCUGAUUUCCCAGAAGCGACUUGUAACCUGCUACAUACCUUACAGUGUGUAUGCGAUUGGGACGACCGGAAGAACAAGUUCAUUGAGGUAGAGAACAUCAUAAAGAGGCAGAUAAAGAUGUCUGUUCUUCCUAGCGUGCAGCCAUUUCAUGCAAUAGCAUACCCACUCGACCCCAUAUUGGCACUUGAAAUAAGUCGCAAGUAUGCUGCCCAUUGCUCUUUGGUAGCAUCUCGUUAUAAUCUUCAAGCCUUCAGUCAUCCACCUGCUGUACCUGUUAAAAGCGAAGGUGCUAGUGGAAGGCUGAGGAUCGGGUAUGUAAGCAGUGACUUUGGCAACCACCCAUUGUCACAUCUCAUGGGUUCAGUUUUUGGCAUGCACAACAGAGAGAACAUUGAGGUUUUCUGCUAUGCAUUAAGCCAAAAUGAUGGUACUGAGUGGAGGCAGCGAAUCCAGUCUGAAGCUGAACACUUUGUUGAUGUAUCUGCUAUGUCAUCAGAUAUGAUCGCAAAGAUGAUUAACGAUGAUAAGAUACAGAUACUGAUAAACUUGAAUGGUUAUACUAAGGGUGCAAGGAAUGAAAUAUUUGCAAUGCAACCAGCACCUGUUCAAGUCUCUUACAUGGGAUUUCCUGGGACUACUGGUGCACCAUAUAUUGAUUAUUUGGUCACAGAUGAGUUUGUCUCCCCUCUACAGUAUGCCCAUAUUUACUCUGAGAAACUUGUACAUUUGCCACAUUGUUAUUUUGUGAACGAUUAUAAGCAGAAAAACCAAGAUGUUUUGGACCCUGUCUGUCAGCACAAACGUUCUGAUUAUGGUUUGCCUGAAGAUAAAUUCAUAUUUGCUUGCUUCAAUCAGUUAUACAAGAUAGACCCAGAUAUCUUUAACACCUGGUGUAACAUUCUUAGAAGGGUCCCAAACAGUGCAUUAUGGCUCCUCAGAUUCCCAGCUGCUGGCGAGAUGAGAUUGCGAGCAUAUGCUGCUGCAAGGGGUGUUCGGCCAGAUCAGAUCAUUUUUACUGAUGUUGCUGUGAAGAAUGAACAUAUCAGACGAAGUGCCCUGGCUGACCUUUUCCUUGAUUCGCCAUUGUGUAACGCACAUACGACUGGUACCGAUGUUCUAUGGGCAGGUCUGCCUAUAGUGACAUUGCCCUUGGAGAAAAUGGCUACUAGAGUGGCUGGCUCACUAUGUUUGGCGACAGGUCUCGGUGAGGAGAUGAUUGUUAGCAGUAUGAAGGAAUACGAGGAGAGGGCCGUUGCUUUGGCCGAAAACCCUCCUCGACUUGAGGCUUUAGCAAAUAAAUUAAAGGCAGUAAGGUUGACAUGCCCGUUAUUCGACACAGCCCGUUGGGUCAGGAAUCUGGAGAGAGCAUUUUUUAAGAUGUGGAACUUGCACUGUUCAGGACUACCACCUCGGCAUUUUAAAGUAACAGAGGUUGAUGGAGAAUUUCCAUAUGAUCGGUAGUUCACAAUGUAGAACUGUAGAUAGAAAUUAUACAUACACACGGAGUAUACUCGGAUAUACACUUUGGCCGAGGGGCAAAGCAAGCUGGUUGUCCAAAUGAUGCACUGCUGUGUUUCCAACUUCAAACAGUGCUGAGGGAGCCCACUGUGGUCUGUACAACAAAAUGAGUCGGUAUGGUACGCCAGAGGAAAAUUUGAAGGCCAUGAAACAGGAUCGUUUCUUAUAUCUAUAUAUAUUUCCUUUUCCAGAAUGACUGUUACCACACGUCAACGGCAUCAUGGAGGUGAUUUAAACUAUUCAGCUACUUUCCGUAGUGAAGUUUGCUCUCUUCA